AUAUAUAUUCAUUGCCAUUUACAUUAAUAUUCUCUCUUUCCACACCCUCCACACUCCACACUCUAUUUAUACCCACUUCCCUCUCCCAUUCUUCCAAAAAAAGUCUCUCUCUCUCUCUCUCUCUCUCUCUAAGAAAUUAAACCAUGGCUUCUUCUACAAUGGCAACAAAUUCCAGUAAAUGUGCCACACCCCAAAUCCCUCCCAAUUUUUCUUCAUCAUCAUCAAGAAUUGAUCAUCUGGGUUUCACAUCAAACAACAUUAUAACCAUGAAAAAGCCCAACAGAAGACCCCAAAUAUCUUGUGUUUUACACUCACCUUCACUGCUUUACCACCCAAAACAAUCACCAACAGUGGAUUCAGCUGAUGCCUCCAAAACAGCUCAACGUACCCAACAAUGGAACUUACUACAGAAAGCUGCUGCUAAAGCCAUAGACAUGGUGGAGGAAGCUUUACUCUCACGCCACCGCCACCACCCGCUUCCAAGAACCACCGACCCACGUGUUCAAAUUGCCGGAAACUUUGCUCCCGUGCCGGAGCAACCAGUUUGCCACUCAUUACCGGUCACCGGCACAAUACCCGAUUGCAUUCGCGGCGUCUACGUCCGAAACGGAGCCAAUCCAUUAUUCGAGCCGGUCGCCGGACACCACUUGUUCGACGGAGAUGGCAUGGUUCAUGCAGUCACCAUCAAUGGCGGCAAUUCUGUCAGCUACGCUUGCCGGUUCACGGAGACUCACCGCCUCAUUCAGGAGCUAGAAUUGGGCCGGCCGGUCUUCCCUAAAGCCAUCGGUGAGCUUCAUGGACACUCAGGCAUCGCCCGACUACUCCUCUUUUACGCCAGAGGACUGUUCGGGCUCGUCGACCACAAUCACGGCAUCGGAGUGGCCAACGCCGGACUGAUAUACUUCAACCGGCGACUACUCGCCAUGUCGGAGGAUGACCUUCCGUACCAAAUCCGUAUCACACCCUCCGGUGAUCUAGAAACAGUUGGCCGGUACAACUUCAACAAGCAGCUUAGGUCCACCAUGAUCGCCCACCCGAAGCUUGACCCAAUCUCCGGUGAGCUCUUCGCUCUCAGCUACGACGUCAUUUGCAAGCCGUAUCUAAAGUACUUCCGAUUCUCCCCGGAAGGAGAGAAGUCACCGGACGUAGAAUUACCCCUUGACGUACCCACAAUGAUCCAUGACUUCGCCAUCACCGAGAACUACGUGAUCAUACCGGACCAGCAAGUGGUGUUCCAGCUCCAAGAGAUGAUAAGGGGUGGCUCUCCGGUGAUCUACGACAAGAAUAAGAAGUCUCGGUUCGGAAUUCUACCCAAAAAUGCUCAAAAAAGUUCGGAUGCGAUAUGGGUAGAAUUGCCGGAGACCUUCUGCUUCCAUCUAUGGAACGCUUGGGAGGAACCUGAGUCGGAUUCCGUGGUGGUCAUCGGAUCAUGCAUGACACCGCCGGACUCCAUUUUCAACGAAUGCGACGAGAAUUUAAAGAGUGUGUUAUCGGAAUUUCGGCUCAAUUUGAAGACCGGCGAGUCAACUUGCCGGUCUAUAAUUCAAUGCUCCGAUCAGAUGAAUUUGGAAGCUGGUAUGGUGAAUCGUAAUAAACUUGGGAGAAGAACUCAAUAUGCAUAUUUAGCCAUUGCUGAGCCGUGGCCUAAGGUUUCCGGUUUUGCGAAGGUGAACCUUUUCACCGGAGAAUUUGAGAAGUUCCUUUACGGCGACGGAAGGUAUGGCGGUGAGCCGUACUUUGUACCGAGGGAUGUAAAUUCAGAGAGAGAAGAUGAUGGGUAUGUUAUAUCGUUUGUUCACGAUGAGAAUACAUGGAAAUCCGAGCUUUUGAUAGUAAAUGCCAUGAAUUUACAGUUGGAGGCUUCGGUUAAGCUUCCUUAUAGGGUUCCUUAUGGCUUUCAUGGGACGUUCAUAAGCUCAAAGGACUUGGAAAUGCAAGUAUAGAGAUCAUACAUAUAUAGAGCUCCACUGUGAGGUGGUCACUGGUUCCAAAUAAAAAAAUAGCCUCCCACGAAAAUAAGCUUGCAUACGUUUUGACUCCAUAUUAAUGGCAGGAUUCUCGUGCAUUAUAUAUAUUGUCAUAUAUAGAUAAAUGUGUGUGUAUAUAUAUAUAUAUACAAGAGGGAUGCUAGUUAGUUUCAGAGAUACAUGUUCUUUUUUUAUUUCAAACUUCUGUGUUUGGGUUUUUUGAUCUCUUCUUUUUUAAAUUUUGUAGAUGAAACUGAAGGUACGUUUAUCUCUUUAUUAUCAUCCCUAGUUCCCUACUCAA
Cornus florida is the source of this 2268-nucleotide messenger RNA. RefSeq names its product 9-cis-epoxycarotenoid dioxygenase NCED2, chloroplastic-like. NCBI's taxonomy places the organism in Eukaryota, Viridiplantae, Streptophyta, Magnoliopsida, Cornales, Cornaceae. The transcript has a single exon. Bases 144 to 1943 code for a protein of 599 amino acids. Gene Ontology annotation, molecular function: carotenoid dioxygenase activity. Gene Ontology annotation, biological process: carotene catabolic process. Gene Ontology annotation, cellular component: chloroplast stroma. The record is from RefSeq and is a predicted model, not a curated record.